Molecule: messenger RNA, 3741 nt
Organism: Eleginops maclovinus (Patagonian blennie)
Lineage: Eukaryota; Metazoa; Chordata; Actinopteri; Perciformes; Eleginopidae
Gene: nlrc3l
Product: NLR family, CARD domain containing 3-like
Exons: 12
Coding region: 276-2633 (785 amino acids)
Biological process (GO): intracellular signal transduction
Source: RefSeq, a predicted model, not a curated record
UAAUGGCGGAACUCAAAACCGAAAGUUAUAACUGACAAAACGAAGAAGAAAUAAAUUAAAACAAACGGCCGGAUUAUUUUAGACUCUAUAGUUUAUUAUGGUUUACAUUGAUUAUUGGCUCAUAAAACCGUCACGUUAUGUAUUAUUGUGAUUAAAUAGGAACGGGGGAGACCCUUCAUCUUGCCAUGGGAAACUCAUUUCCAGGUGAAUUUGUUGCGAAAAGGACAGUUUAGUUUAUAUAAAUUCAAUCCACAACUGCAGUGUAUGAAUCUACUAUGAACAGGGACAUGGACCCGGACACUGAAGUUGAAAGCAUUUUCAGGCAUGAUCAUGGGGAAGAGGAGAAAAAGAAGUGGACGAGGCCACCCUCCAGCUAUGGUUCAAUGAAGAGUGACAGUGAUGACAUGAAGGAGGACGAAGAGGAGGAAAAUGAAGAAGGGGUUGCUGUUACCUUCCACCCUCCUUUACCUGUGGUGCAACCUGUAGCGUCUACUAAUGAUGGGACAGGGAUGGAAAUGAUUCGCCCAGACUCUCCAGAGACCUUCUACACCAUGACCACGCAGCAGACCAAACCAGCAGGAGGUCUUGUCAUUGACACAAGGUCUUCUGACCUGGGGGAUUUUCCAGAAGAUACGACGGAGGAUGAAGAUGAACCUUUGUUUGUUGAUUCCCCAGAACCACCUAUGCCAUUUGAACCAGAACAGACAACUGUUGAGAACAGCCAGCCAGGCAGACUACACCCAGAGCAGGAGCUGGCCCAUAUUUUCAAGAGUAUCCAGAGUGUUUUGACAGGCCUCACCUUUGAAGAGCUUCUCCAAUUUAGGACGUUUUACCAGUGGGAACGAGACAUGACCCGACAACAAGCGAUGGAGGGAGACCUUCUUGAUUUUGUGGACAAGAUUCUGGAGAUACUCGGACAGGAUCGUGCCCUGGCACAAACAAUGCAUACCCUCACCAGUAUCAGCAAGGCAGCAGAGGCAGACCAACUACAUAGUCUGUGUAAAAGAGCACUAGUCCGUUUCCAACUGCAGCAGGAAUUGCACAGAAAACACAAAUUUAUCCACGAGGGGGUUGUUCAAGCCGGAAAGCAGAAUGACUUCAAUUCCAUCUACGUAGAGCCCCAGAUUUCCAACUGUGGUUUUGGAGGAGUUGACCCCUCCCAUGAAUUCCGAUACCAUCCACCAACACUUCUCAGGGUCCCCAGUCCUGACACCUUGGUGGGGGUGAACGAUCUGUUCCAACUACAAAGGGAUGAUGGCCAACCAGUGAGGACCGUUGUCACCACUGGGUUUGCAGGCAUGGGCAUGUCUGUGUCUGUGGCCAAAUUCUGCCUGGAUUGGGCAGAAAUGCGUGCAAACAAGGAUAUGCAGUUCGUUUUCAAGCUUUCUUUCCGGAAUUUCUGGACCCUGCGAAAUAAUGAAAAUCAUAUCGCAAAGACGAUGUCCAUCAUGGAUGUGUUAGAAUAUUAUUAUCCUGAGUGCAAAGACAUGAAAUACCUGGAGGACAAGGACUGUAAAUUCCUCAUCGUAAUGGACUCAUUUGAUUGUUACCAAGAGCAUCUGGACUGGCAGAAUGCUCCAGUAAUAAAUGACAAUUACACCAAAGCACAUCCCAGCGUCCUGGUUGUAAAUAUCAUCCGAGGCACGGUGCUCCGUGGUGCUCGCGUUUGGAUCCUGGGGAGACGGGCUGCUGUCUCCCAAAUACCAUCUCAGUUCAUUGAUCGUGUCACAGAAAUCCAGGGCUUUAGUGAUGAGAUGAAAGAUGAAUACCUGACCAAGCGCUUUGACAACGCAGAGCUGGCAGCAAAGAUCGUGGCACAUUAUAAGCGCCUCCCGUCACUCGUUAUUCUCGCCCGACAACCCUUCAUAUGCUGGAUGGUGGCCAUAGUGUUCAAGCGCAACUUCAAAUAUCCGGACUACGGGGAGCACCCCCCAAGACUGACGCCGUUCUACGUCAAUAUUUUGGUUGUCCAGAUGAAUCGCAGGCUGGAGUUCUACUACGGAAAGGCGGAAAAUGAACAUAAAUGGUCCAAUGAAGACAAGAGCCUGGUGACUAAGAUUGGGAAGAUGGCCUUCAAGAUGCUGGAGAAGAACAUCAGUGUGUUCUGUGAAGAGGACGUGAAGGAGUACGGUGUGAGUUUCACUGAAGUGACGGUGUUGUGCGGUCUGUGCACUGAGAUCCCCGGCGCUGCCUCCGAUGGGAAGAGGACGUUCUGCUUCAUACACUUCAGCCUGCAGGAGUUCAUGGCUGCGGUGUACGUCUUCACGAUGUUUCGGGAAGAGUCCAAGAAUGUUCUGGAAAACACGAUGUUACAAAAGCCGAAGCUCUUCGCAUCCAAGGAUCAGAGCAUAUCAGUGGCAGGCGUCAUCCAGAGCGCCGUAUCGCGGACCCUCGCGUCCGAGUUGGGCCACUACGAAAUGUUCCUGCGCUUUCUGUGCGGCUUGCUUGCCCCGGACUGCCACGACAGUCAGCUGGCCGGUUUUCUCUUCACCUACCACAUGCCGAAGGUAGGGGGUCUGGACGAGACGCGGCGGCUGCUGCAGCAGGCAUUAAAGACUGCUGAAGUAAAGCAUCCAGACAGGGUGGAGAACUUAAAGGAGUGCCUUAGAGAAAUGACGCAGCGAGUUGAGUGAGUCAGGGUUAAAUUGCAUCGUGGAAAUCAGUGUCACUAGGAAUGGAAGUGUACUAUUUGGAAAUGAUGGACAAAAGUAAAGCCUCCUCGGUUAUUUUCAAGUUGGUGUCAUUUAAGUUUUGAUAAUGUCAUACAAUGGAAGUUGAUGAGGAUAUAAAAACAGUCUGUCAGCAGUGUCCCUGAUUCAACAGACAAAUGAAAAUGUUGUCCUAUGCUUUCCAUUACAUUGGGGUUUUAGAUAUACUACAUUAUGUUUGUCAUGUCUUACAAUGAGCAUUGAGAUACUUUCAAUCAAUCAUGUUUAAUUUAUAUGUGAUUUCCUUUUAAACCGUAUGCAUUGGAGGGACAAAGAAAGUAUCUUUUGAAGCCGGAUUAAUCAGAAGAUGUCAUGAGACUUGAGUCAGAUGUGUGGAUCCACCAGAUCCAGGUGAAACCAUCUUUCGUUUCAACAAACGGCUCUGCUGUAGAUUGUUGAAGAAAAACAACUAGCAAGCCAAAGAGGAGAGCUCACAAUUGUUUCAUUUUAUGUAAUCUUAAGUUAUUUUGAGUGAAGGUGUGGGUAAAUUCAAAAUGCAAUAUGGGUGAAAGGGAAUGCUAUAUGUGAAUGACGUUUUCUUAAAUUAGUCUUGAUUUUUAUCGUAGUGUAUAUGCAUAUUUGUCUGUUUAUUUGAAUUGAUUCUUGGUACUUUUGUACUUGCUGAAUUAUAGGUUGAUUUUUCCGUUUACAUUUUACUACAAUUAAUCAACAGAAAAUUGUUUUUUUUAAUAGACUAGCUACAUUAGCUUUUCUGUUCAUUUGUUUAUUGUUUGUUUAUUUAUUGUUUUUGUACGUUACUACUACUACACACAUUUAAAGACCCACUAAAUGCAAUGAUUUUUUUUCAUGCAAAAGUGUGUGUGUGUGUGUGUGUGUGUGUGUGUGUGUGUGUGUGUGUGUGUGUGUGUGUGUGUGUGUGUGUGUGUGUGUGUAUGUGUGUGUGUGGGGCUGUGUUUGUGGCUGUCUUCCCUUAAGAAAUAUGAUAAAUAAGGUAAAUGCCGACCAUUGAUAAGGUGAAAAUGGAUGACAUAUUGUCAGAAAUAAAUCCUCUCCUAAUGGCCUUGGUUAUUAA